UUUUGCCUAGCCUCAGUAGCAAUACUACUUUCUGACAAGGCAGGUACUCCUGAAGCAAUGUCUGGGGUAGGAGGAUGGAGGGAAGGCAGCACAUAUAGAACAGCUGCUGCCUCCAGUACCCCAUUUUCCUCUCAAGGUUACCUCAGGAAUGGCAGCAAUAAAACAGAGGAAGCUGAAAACCCUCAGAAGCUGACAAAACUUGAAGAGGAGCAAGGCAGCGAGGCAUUGGUCUACCAACAACAGCAAGAGCAGUAUGUCAGCCCAUAUGUCGUGAUAACUCCAAACAAGACCAGAAGAAACCAGUUGCAGCAAAUUGCUAAGAAAGAGAUAGAUGACCUGGAGCAGUGGAAGGAAGAGCACAGGCCAGGGCCAAUUAAGUUGAUUCCACAGAGACUGGGUGGAAAGAAAUCAGAGACUCAAGCAAGGCAAAACCAGCAAAUGAUGCUCCUGCAAUCUAAAUACCAGCAAAAGCACAAGAGAGAAGAAUAUGUAAAAGCAAAAAAGGCAUCCGAAGAAGCUGAAAUUCUGAAAAAGAAAGCAAUUCAGAGAGAAAAGGCAGAGAGACUUGAAGUCAAAAAAAGACAGCAAGAAAUGCAAAGAAGAGAGAUGCUCUUUGAAGAUCAAUAUUACAAAACCAAUGAAUUAUUGAACAGAUUGGACUUGGGUUUGCCAAAGAGCGAUUCCUGUCAGAUUGCUAAUUGUGGCCCAGAAUCUACAGCAUGGACUAGGAGCCAUACUUAUAAGCAAGCUCUUCGAGAGGAUGAAAACAGAAGAUUAGAGGAAAUGAAGCAAGAACAACGGAGGAAGGCUGAAUUAAUGGAAAUUAAACAAAAGCAGGAAGAGGAAGCCAGGACAAGAGCACAUCAAAAUGAACAGAGGAGAGUAAAUAACGCUUUCCUGGACCGACUCCAGAAGAAAACACAACAUAAUAGCAUCUGCCAACCUGGAUGUUCUGGACUACCUCAGUAAUAGCACCUGGGGUAUUGGAAAAAUAUUCACUUUUUUCUGGCCAAAUGACCUUGUAAAAGCUCCAGGAAAGCACUCUUUCAUCGUCGUGAUUUUUUUUCUUACCCUGACUUCAGCUUCACACCCACUUCAUGAGUAAUCUGCAGAGACUGGUUUCUAGCUGUCAUUAUUCACGCAUAUUUGAAGCUGCUGAUUAUGAAAGUCCUAUUUAAUUUUUAAUAAGAGAAUGUGUCAUUUUUUCACAAAUUGUUUUGCUUCUUGUAGAAUGUAAUUAUCCCAGUCUUCAGGAUCUCAGAAAAGGAAGACAUUAGUGACUGCAGAAGCAGCUGCUGUGGUAUCUAUGUUUACUUACUGCUCUCUAUCCAGCCAAAAACAUCUCAGAGAAUUGAAAUAAAGGAAGUAGAGAGUUGAGUUUGUUUUUGGUGUGGGAGGUAAAAGCAUCGCUGGUUUCAAGUUUUCUUGUUUUGUUUGGGUGGGGAUUUUGUGGAAUUGUUUUACUGUGGUAUUCCAUAGCAGGCACUCAAGAAGAACAGAUGAGUGUAUUGUGGACAGAAUCUUUUAAACAAGUUCUUAGAAAAGAAAUAAAACUU
Colius striatus (speckled mousebird) is the source of this 1556-nucleotide messenger RNA. RefSeq names its product epithelial stromal interaction 1 (gene EPSTI1). The record is from RefSeq and is a predicted model, not a curated record. The coding region runs from base 58 to 969 and encodes 303 amino acids. Lineage: Eukaryota; Metazoa; Chordata; Aves; Coliiformes; Coliidae. The transcript is spliced from 11 exons.